AAAUCCACCGGUGCUGCUCUGCUCGGUCAUUGUUCUGCACUGCACUGCCAUCGUUACACGGCACAGCCUCUGUUGCAUCUGCUUUGCUGAAUUUCUGAAGAUUUGUGAAAGAAAUUAAAAUGCGUGAAUGUAUCUCUAUCCAUGUUGGCCAAGCCGGUGUCCAGAUGGGCAAUGCCUGCUGGGAGCUGUACUGCCUGGAACAUGGCAUCCAGCCUGACGGGCAGAUGCCCAGUGAUAAGACCAUCGGAGGGGGCGAUGACUCCUUCAACACGUUCUUCAGUGAGACGGGAGCUGGGAAGCAUGUCCCACGAGCUGUCUUUGUCGAUUUGGAACCAACUGUGAUCGAUGAGAUCCGCAGUGGUACCUACCGCCAGCUGUUCCACCCUGAGCAGCUGAUCACUGGCAAAGAAGAUGCUGCAAACAACUAUGCUCGUGGACACUACACCAUUGGUAAAGAGCUGAUUGACCUGGUUCUGGACAAACUACGCAAACUGGCGGACCAGUGCACUGGACUCCAGGGUUUCCUCAUCUUCCACAGCUUCGGGGGAGGCACUGGCUCCGGCUUCACUUCCCUGCUGAUGGAGCGUCUCUCUGUUGACUAUGGCAAGAAAUCCAAGCUUGAAUUUGCCAUCUACCCUGCUCCUCAGAUCUCCACAGCGGUGGUGGAACCCUACAACUCCAUCCUCACCACACACACCACCCUCGAGCACUCAGACUGUGCCUUCAUGGUAGAUAAUGAAGCCAUCUACGAUAUCUGUCGUAGAAACCUCGACAUUGAACGUCCAACUUACACUAACCUAAACCGCCUGAUUGGUCAGAUUGUCUCUUCUAUUACAGUUUCUCUUCGCUUUGACGGUGCUCUGAAUGUAGAUCUGACCGAGUUCCAGACCAAUUUAGUGCCAUACCCACGUAUCCACUUCCCUCUCGCCACUUAUGCCCCUGUUACCUCGGCUGAGAAAGCUUACCAUGAGCAGCUGUCUGUAGCUGAGAUCACCAAUUCCUGCUUUGAGCCAGCCAACCAGAUGGUCAAGUGUGACCCUCGUCAUGGCAAGUACAUGGCAUGUUGCCUGCUCUACCGAGGUGACGUGGUGCCAAAAGACGUCAAUGCCGCUAUUGCCACCAUCAAAACCAAGCGCACCAUUCAGUUUGUGGACUGGUGCCCAACUGGGUUCAAGGUUGGCAUCAACUACCAGCCUCCCACUGUGGUGCCCGGUGGUGACCUGGCCAAGGUGCAGCGUGCAGUGUGUAUGCUGAGCAACACCACAGCCAUAGCUGAAGCCUGGGCUCGGCUUGACCACAAGUUUGAUCUAAUGUAUGCCAAGCGUGCCUUUGUGCACUGGUACGUGGGGGAGGGGAUGGAGGAGGGGGAGUUCUCCGAGGCUCGUGAGGACAUGGCGGCCUUGGAAAAGGACUAUGAGGAGGUCGGAGCAGACAGCGUUGAGGGCGAGUGUGAAGAGGAAGAAUAUUAAAUAAAAAGCAUUCCUGAGAUUGGUUGGGAUCAAUAUGAUGGCGAGAUUGUACUUGUUCUUUAAGGCAAGGUACUUUGAUCGCCAACAAUCUUCUCCCCAUUGAUCUUAAGCUGGAAGUAGUGCUGUUCUUGCUAAAACUGUGCUGCCUUGUGAUUUUGUAGGAUUUGUAACUGGUGGGAUGAAUUGAAAUGUGUGAAGGAAACCACGGCAAUGGUUGUACAGUAGUACCAAAAAUGGCACAGUUUCUGGUUUAACAUCAGUCAGGAGGAUUAAUUGACCAUUCCUAAUUGUCACAGAAUUGUGCAUUAUUGGUUAGGAAUGCACGUUUAUGUUUGGAACAAAAAUGCUUUAAUAAACUUUCUGUGGCU
Messenger RNA from Callorhinchus milii (elephant shark), 1837 nucleotides. Its product is annotated as tubulin alpha-1D chain. NCBI's taxonomy places the organism in Eukaryota, Metazoa, Chordata, Chondrichthyes, Chimaeriformes, Callorhinchidae. Gene Ontology annotation, cellular component: microtubule; cytoplasm. Gene Ontology annotation, biological process: microtubule cytoskeleton organization; mitotic cell cycle. Gene Ontology annotation, molecular function: GTP binding; structural constituent of cytoskeleton. The record is from RefSeq and is marked provisional.